Molecule: messenger RNA, 1116 nt
Organism: Racocetra fulgida
Lineage: Eukaryota; Fungi; Glomeromycota; Glomeromycetes; Diversisporales; Gigasporaceae
Source: the annotation of a GenBank genome assembly
CAAAAAUCCGUAUCGGAUCAAAACACUGCCUCCUCUUCUGAUUCCAAAAAUUUCAAGUCACGCAAAAGAUUUAUUACACCAAAACAAAAACCCACAUCAGAGCAAAACACUGCCUCCUCUUCUGCUUUCAAAAAUUUCUCUACAUCAAAGCAAAAAUCCAUAUCGGAUCAAAACACUGCCUCCUCUUCUGCUUCCAAACAUUUCAAGUCUCGCAAAAGAUUUAUUACAUCGAAGCAAAAACCCACAUUAGAGCAAAACACCGCCUCCUCUUCUACUUUUAAAAAUUUCUCUACAACCAAAUUUAUUCCUGUAAACUUGACAAAUAAAACAUGGCCAACACCUGUAAAUUAUAAAGGCCAUUUUACUAACGGCAAAGUCUGGACUGAAUAUCUUGCUGAGCUACUCAAUAUUAAGUUAAUAAAUUAUGCUUUUGGUGGUGCUACUUCAAACAGCGACUUUAUUCAAGGACUUACUGGUCCUCAGGCUGAGUUCACAGUACCUGGAAUCAGACAACAGAUUGAAAUGUUUAUUUCUGCGAAUGCUAAAUCCACAAAGAAACAAAGAGAUUUUAGAAACGACUAUAUAUUUGAUAUGUCUGUAUCACCACUUGAGGCAGUCAAAUCUUUAAUGGACGCGCUCCGAUUUCUUUUAGAAUCAUUACCUACUAUUAAAACCAUUUUGAUACCUGAUAUGCCUGACCUAUCUCGAAGUCCUGCUUAUAACUCAAAAGAUGCAGAGGAAAAGAAGAAAAUUUCUGAAAUUAUCGAAACACAUAAUAAAUCCUUACUUGAAGACCUAAUCAAAUUAAGCAGAGAAACUGGUGUGAGAAUCAUUUAUUUAAAAUUCGAUAAAUUGUUGAAAGAAUUACAGACUGAAGAUGCUAUGAUCUUUUACGGGAUUAUAAAUGGGAAAGAUGCAGCUAAUAAUUUUUAUAAUCAAUCUUACUCAAAUACAAGUAACGAAAUUGGUGAUGAAAAAAAUUUAUUCUUUUUUUGGGACGAUUAUCACGUGACCACGGUAGUUCACGAAGCUUUAGCAAAUGUUUCCUUUGAAAUUUUAGAAAAUUUAAAUUCUCCACUUUUUAUAGGUAUAACUUUGGAUGAUUAUGCACAAUAA